AAGGGUACGGUGUAGAGAGAGAGAGAGAUUCCAAACCCAAAAUCCUUACCCCUGCCGCUCCGUCUCUUAUAGCAGCAGUAAUGGCAGUGCAUCAGUGGCAGUGCAAUAAAAGAGUGGAGAGUUCUCAUUGGGAAGGUAAAGCCCUGCACCUGUGCCUCAAUACAUUUACAUGAGCCAGCGCUCCUCCUUAUAACUUCUCUCCUCGUCUCUCUGCCUACUCCGCGUGCGCUCUGUGCACACAUAUGAAUCCCUCUCUCUCACUCCACUUUCAUAGAAGCUCUUGCAUAGAGUUUCUGUGUUUGUGUUUAGAGAGAGAGAGAGAAAGAGAGUGUUAAUGCUGUCUCCGAGAAGAAAGAUAGAACACCCAUUUUCCAAAGGAAAUCUGAGCAGCCUUUGCCAGACCAGCCCAGGAGUGCAAAACCACCACUACUACUACUUUAAUACCUAACCACACUAUCACUAUUUAGGAUUUCCUGCAAAAAGCAUGAAAGUUGAAGCAUAAAACCCGGGAGAGGCCUGGAGAAACGACCUUCUUUAGAGCUAAAAGAUUGCAUGAGAGAGAGAGAGAGAGACAGCCGGGGGGGAAAGGAGGGGAGGUGUUUGUGUUACAUAUAGCAAAGCCAAGUGAACUAGGUUUAGGAUAAGACAGUGUGGGGGAAAAAGAUAGAGAUUAUGGAUAGUGGUUCUAAUGGAACUUCUUGUAUGAUGUCUUUCGGAGAGAACAGUUAUGGUUUAUGUCCAGUGAUGAUGAUGCCUCUAAUGUCUUCUCAUCAAAGCCACCACCACCAUAAUCCUAAUGCAGACGCUAACAGUUUAAUCCCUUUACCUCCCACCAACAAUCACGACCAGAAUCGAAACCGCAAUACUGAUAACAGCUCCGCCUUCUUUCUUCAUGACCAGACCAAUAAUAGCAACACUGGCUGUUAUUUCAUGGAGAGCAACACCAACAUGAACAACCACGAGAGCAGCAGUUCUGCUGAGAAGGUUAAGAUCAUGGCUCAUCCUCACUACCAACGACUCUUGGCUGCCUAUGUCAAUUGUCAAAAGGUCGGGGCACCGCCUGAAGUGGUGGCAAGACUGGAAGAAACGUGUGCUUCAGCGGCGACAAUGGGCCACCCAGGCACGGGUUCCAUCGGUGAAGAUCCGGCGCUGGAUCAGUUCAUGGAAGCCUACUGUGAGAUGCUGACCAAGUACGAGCAAGAACUUUCUAAACCCUACAAGGAAGCCGUGCUUUUUCUCCAAAGGAUCGAGUGCCAAUUCAAAGCCCUCGCUGUUUCUUCUUCAGAUUCGGCUUGUGGUGAGGCUGUAGAUAGGAGUGGAUCAUCUGAAGAAGAGGUUGAUUUAAAUAACAACUUCAUUGAUCCGCAUGCUGAGGAUCGGGAGCUAAAAGGUCAACUUUUGCGUAAGUACAGUGGAUAUUUAGGCAGUCUGAAACAGGAGUUCAUGAAGAAGAAGAAGAAAGGGAAACUGCCAAAAGAAGCUAGGCAACAGCUGCUUGAUUGGUGGAGCAGGCAUUACAAAUGGCCUUAUCCAUCGGAGUCGCAGAAGCUGGCUCUUGCAGAAUCAACAGGCCUGGAUCAGAAGCAAAUAAACAACUGGUUCAUAAAUCAAAGAAAGCGACAUUGGAAGCCUUCAGAAGAUAUGCAGUUUGUGGUAAUGGAUGCUGCCCAUCAGCACUAUUACAUGGACAAUGUCUUGGGCAAUCCUUUUCCUAUGGACAUCUCACCCACAUCACUGCUGUGAAGAUGAUAACUUGAUGCAAAAUAUUGUGUAAUUAAAUGUACUUGUGCUCCUAAUCGACAUCUUUUGACAUCUUUGAAUUAUAUAUCAUGUCAUUCUUGC
This is a messenger RNA of Juglans regia (Persian walnut), 1842 nucleotides long. Its product is annotated as homeobox protein SBH1-like. Gene Ontology annotation, cellular component: nucleus. Gene Ontology annotation, molecular function: DNA-binding transcription factor activity, RNA polymerase II-specific; DNA binding. The coding region runs from base 673 to 1743 and encodes 356 amino acids. The record is from RefSeq and is a predicted model, not a curated record. Gene Ontology annotation, biological process: regulation of DNA-templated transcription. The transcript has 5 exons. NCBI's taxonomy places the organism in Eukaryota, Viridiplantae, Streptophyta, Magnoliopsida, Fagales, Juglandaceae.